AUGGCGCCGGAGCCCCCCGGCAGCCCCCGCCGGGAGACGCUUUUCCGGCAGGACGCGGCCACGGGCGUCACGUUCCGCAUCCCGGCGCUGCUCUACCUGCCGCGCGCCGCCACCUUCCUGGCGUUCGCCGAGAAGCGCGCGAGCGCCCGCGACGAGGACGCCGAGCACCUGGUGCUGCGCCGGGGCCGGCGCCGCGGCCGCGCCGUGCAGGGGCCGGGCCACGGCGUGCAGCUGCGCGCCGGCCGCCUCGCGGCGCCCGCCUACGCCUACUACGUGCACCGGCGCCUCUGCGGGCGCCCGCUGCCCUGCUGCACGCGCCCGCACGCCCUCGUGGUCUACAGCGACGACCAGGGCCGGAGCUGGAGCAAGGGCGCCUUGGUGCAGGGCGUGGGCACCGGCGAGUGCCAGGUGGCCGAGGUGGCCRCCGGCGACGGCGGCUCCGUGCUCUACUGCAGCGCGCGCCCGCGGCGCCUGCGGUGCCGGGCCGUGGCGCUCAGCACGGACCAGGGGCUGUGGUUCGGGCGCUCGGUGCGGUGYGAGGAGCUCUGCGAGCCGCCCCGUGGGUGCCAGGGCAGCGUCGUGAGCUUCACACCAGAGGAUGAGGGUGACGAUGGUGAUGACGGCACCGAGGGUGAUGACGCCGUUGCCGGUGAUGCCAUCAGCAACGAGGCUGUCAGCAAUGAGGCGGUCACUAACAAUGUCAUCGCCAACAACACCAAGGCAAACAGUGUCAUCAACAACACGAAGGACAACGAUGUCAUUGCCAACGAUGUCAUCACCAAUAAUGUCGUCACCAACAAUGUCAUCACCAAUAAUGUCAUCACCAACGAUAUCAUCACCAAUAAUGUCAUCACCAACGAUAUCAUCACCAAUGAUGUCAUUGCCAGUGAUGCCAUUGCCAACAAUGCCAAGGCCAAUGAUGAUGAGGUCAACAAUGUCAAGCCCAACGAUGCCCUUGCCAAUGACGCCGUCGCCAAGAGUGUCAAGGCCAACAACAUCAAGGCCAACGCUGCCAACGCCACCGUUGCUGACAGUGCCAACACCAACACUGCCAAGGCCAACGAUGCCAAGGCGAGUGAUGACAACGUCAACACUGCCAAGGCCAACAAUGCCAAGGUAAAUGAUGACAAUGCCAACGAUGCCAAGACCAGUGAUGCCAAGAUCAACGAAGCCAAGGCCAACAACGCCAAGGCGAAUGRUGACAAAGCCAACGAUGCCAACCCCGACGAUGCCAAGGCCGACGACCCCAARGCCAACGCAAACGCAGCCUCCUGGCUCCUCUUCUCCCACCCCACCGACAGGCGCCGCCGGCGCGACCUGGGCGUCUAUGUGAACCCCUCGCCGCUGUCGGGGAGCAGCUGGUGGCCGCCCUGGCUGCUCUACGAGGGCCCCUGCGGCUACUCGGACCUGGCCGUGUGCCCCGGCGGCCUCUUCGGCUGCUUGUUCGAGUGCGGGCCGGUGAGCGGCUGCGAGGAAAUCGCCUUCUGCCUCUUCAGCCAGCGGCAGCUCCUGGACGCCUGCGGGCAGCGCGGCACCCACUGAGUGCCCUGGCGCAGC
Nothoprocta perdicaria is the source of this 1557-nucleotide messenger RNA. RefSeq names its product neuraminidase 3 (gene NEU3). NCBI's taxonomy places the organism in Eukaryota, Metazoa, Chordata, Aves, Tinamiformes, Tinamidae. The coding region runs from base 1 to 1542 and encodes 513 amino acids. The record is from RefSeq and is a predicted model, not a curated record. Gene Ontology annotation, cellular component: lysosome; cytoplasm; membrane. Gene Ontology annotation, molecular function: exo-alpha-sialidase activity. The transcript has 2 exons. Gene Ontology annotation, biological process: ganglioside catabolic process; oligosaccharide catabolic process.